Heteronotia binoei (common prickly gecko) is the source of this 507-nucleotide messenger RNA. Its product is annotated as taste receptor type 2 member 104-like. The record is from RefSeq and is a predicted model, not a curated record. Gene Ontology annotation, cellular component: membrane. The transcript has 2 exons. The coding region runs from base 1 to 507 and encodes 168 amino acids. Gene Ontology annotation, molecular function: bitter taste receptor activity; G protein-coupled receptor activity. Gene Ontology annotation, biological process: G protein-coupled receptor signaling pathway; detection of chemical stimulus involved in sensory perception of bitter taste; sensory perception of taste. NCBI's taxonomy places the organism in Eukaryota, Metazoa, Chordata, Lepidosauria, Squamata, Gekkonidae.
AUGGCAACCUUGUUCUUGAUAAUUAGCUUUGUGCUUCUCAUCAUGGAAACCCUCGUUGGGAUAGUAGCAAAUGGAUUUAUUGUCCUCAUCAAUUGCAUUGACUGGUUCAGAAGCAAGAAACUAUCCCCCACUGACUUGAUCCUGAUCUGUCUUGGCUUAUCCAGAUUAAUGUGGCAGGCACUAGUCAUGCUGCAUCACACAAGACAUUUGCAGCACAAUGGAAUUGGAGUCAGGGAUCUCAACACCAAUGUUCAUUUAAGUGCCAUCAAAGCUCUGGCUUCCUUUGCUGCUUUGUACCUCUCCUGUUGGCUAGCCAUCAGUUUACAAACAAUACUGUAUUGGAGAAGAAACAAUGGUUCUUGGACAUCUGUAUUUUUCCACAAUAUCAGUGCUGCGUAUCCCUCUGGACAUGCUGUUAUCCUGAUAUUAAUCAAUCCCAAACUGAAACAGGCAUGGGUCAGGAUGAUACAUCGCAUAAAAUGUCAUGUGAGUGAACCACCAUCUUAA